Colletotrichum fioriniae is the source of this 288-nucleotide messenger RNA. The record is from RefSeq and is a predicted model, not a curated record. Lineage: Eukaryota; Fungi; Ascomycota; Sordariomycetes; Glomerellales; Glomerellaceae.
AUGCCGCAUUUCGAGGAUACACUUAGCCUGAAAGGUCUUAGCAAGUUCGAUGAGCUUGUGGAAGCCCUGAAAGACGCUCUCGGUUCUUCAGGUUUGACCUGCGAUGAUAUCGACCUUGACUUGUUGAUGGAUCUUAUGAAGAAUUAUACCAGCAACGAGAAAGACUGGAGAGCCUUUGCACUUGCCGAUCCUAGCAUGGCAUAUACUCGGAACCUUGUAGACGAGGGUAACGGCAAGAAAAUGGUUGCUACGUCUUCGACGCAGAGACUGGGAAAGGAACUCUUGUAA